UCGGAAACAGCAAGGGGCGGAGCAGCAGCUGGCGGAGAGCGGGGGUUGUGCUUCCGCAUUGGAGACCGUUGCUGCUGGUGGCCGGGCGCGGGAGGAUGAGCAAGCGGUGAGCGCAGCAGUGUGCAGCCAUGUCUCAGCAGCCUCCUCAGUCCCCGGCACAGGCGCAGCAGAGGAGGAGGGACCGCCGCAUCUUUUCAGGGACCUGUCCGGACCCUAAGUGCAGGGCCCGGCUCUUCUUUCCGGCUCAGGGGUCUGCCAGUAUCGAGUGCACCGACUGCGGCCAGAGACAUGAGCAGAGACAGCUGCUGGAGGUGGAGGAAAUCACCGAGCCGGACGUGGUGCUCCACAACCUGCUGAGGAACGCCCUGCUGGGGGUGGCUGGGACCCCCAGGAGGAACACGGACAUGGUGAAAGUCAUGGGGCUCUCUAACUAUCACUGCAAGCUGCUGUCCCCCAUCCUGGCCCGCUAUGGCAUGGACAAGCAGACUGGCAAGGCCAAGCUGCUGAGGGACAUGAACCAGGGGGACGUGUUUGACUGCUCGCUGCUGGGGGACAGGGCCUUCCUGAUUGAGUCCGAGCACGUAGACACGGUGGGCUAUGGGAAGGACCGCUCGGGUAGCCUGCUGUACCUUCACGACACCUUGGAGGACAUCAAGAAGGCCAACAGCAACCAAGAGUGCUUCAUACCUGUGCAUGUUGAUGGGGAUGGGCACUGCUUGGUGCACGCUGUGUCUCGGGCGCUGGUGGGUAGAGAGCUUUUUUGGCACGCUUUACGGGAGAACCUAAAAAAGCAUCUGAAAGAAAACCUGGACAGAUACAAAGCCCUCUUCCAUGACUUCAUCGACGUGGCGGAGUGGGAAGACAUCAUCAAUGAGUGCGAUCCGUGGUUCGUCCCGCCAGAAGGCGUUCCUCUAGGUCUGCGUAAUAUUCACAUAUUCGGACUCGCCAAUGUUCUUCAUCGGCCCAUUAUAUUGCUGGAUUCCUUAAGCGGCAUGAGAAGUUCGGGGGAUUAUUCGGCUACUUUCCUUCCCGGAUUGAUACCGGUGGAAAACUGUAAAGGUAAAGAUGGACAGCUCAAUAAACCAAUCUGCAUUGCCUGGAGCAGCUCAGGACGCAAUCAUUACAUCCCUUUGGUUGGUAUCAAAGGCGGUCCCUUGCCAAAAUUACCCUUGAAAUUACUUCCCAAAGCAUGGGGGGUGCCACAAGAUUUGAUCCGAAAGUACGUCAAGUUGGAGGAGGACGGUAGUUGUGUUAUCGGAGGAGACCGGAGUCUACAAGACAAGUAUCUGCUACGACUGGUGGCUGCUAUGGAAGAGGUGUUCAUGGACAAGCAUGGCAUCCACCCCAGUUUGGUCGCUGACGUGCACCAGUACUUUUACAGACGGACUGGAGUCAUUGGCAUUCAGCCUGAAGAAGUUACUGCUGCCGCUAAGAAGGCAGUGCUGGAAAAUCGCCUUUACAAAUGCCUUAUAUGUGGGGCACUGUCAGAACUUCUGGUUCCUCCAGAGUGGUUGGCCCCUGGUGGCAAGCUCUAUAACCUGGCAAAGUCAACACACGGUCAGUUGAAGCCAGAUAAGAAUUACAGCUUUCCCCUCAAUAACAUUGUCUGUUCAUAUGACGCAGUAAGCGAUAUUUUAGUACCUGACUUUACGUUGAGCAAUUUGACCAGUUGUAAUUGGUGUCGGGGGAACAACGUUCGCAGAGUGAGGAGCGAUUCAUCCAUUGUGUAUCUGGAUGGAGACAGAACUAACACUAGGUCUUACGGGGGCAAAUGUGGUUGUGGCUUUAAACAUUACUGGGAUGGUAAGGAAUAUGACAACUUACCCGAAGCCUUCCCUAUAACACUAGAGUGGGGUGGAAGAGUAGUGAGGGAAACGGUCUACUGGUUCCAGUAUGAAAGUGACACCAGUCUGAAUAGUAACGUCUAUGAUGUUGCCAUGAAACUAGUCACUAAGCACUUCCCAGGGGAGUUCGGCAGUGAAAUUCUUGUACAGAAGGUCGUCAACACAAUAUUACAUCAGACAGCCAAAAAGAAUCCUGAUGACUACACCCCGGUAUCCAUAGAUGGAGCUCACGUCCAACGAGUGGAAGAUAUUAAACCAGAACAGGACUCGGACUCUCAUUUACCAACAAAAAUCAUUCUGACUGGCCAAAAAGCCAAAACGUUGCACAAGGAAGAGUUAAACAUGAGCAAAACCGAAAGGAAGAUUCAACAAAACAUCACAGAGCAAGCGUCCGUAAUGCAGAAACGCAAAUCCGACAAGAUUAAACAGGAAGAGAAAGGGAACGUGAGAUCUUCCUCUCCUGGCACGGUCAGAGAUGGUCCUUCAUCAGGGCCUUCAACACCCACAAAAACGCCUUACUCCCCGACAUCCUCCAAAGAAAAGAAAAUCCGCAUAACCACCAAUGAUGGCCGCCAGGCAAUGCUUACCUUAAAGUUCUCCACGACGUUCUCUGAGCUGCAGGACGGAAUAGCUAAAGAGUUGGAUAUUCCUCCUUACUUACAGAGUAUUCGCUAUGGAUUUCCUCCUAAAGAGCUGCUACCACCCAAGGAUGGUAUGGAGAAUGAACCUGUACCCUUACAACAUGGAGACCGAGUGACGGUAGAAAUUUUAAAGGCCAAAGAAAAACCUGUCCAGCACACGUCUGCUCACUCGGCCCAUGCAGUCACAGAGGAGGAUUCUGCUGUGUCUGUGAAGUCGGUUUCCAAGGAGCUUCAAGACCAGAUUGAUAAGGAGAUGUACUCCUUGUGUUUGCUGGCCACCCUCAUGGGAGAAGAUGUUUGGUCCUAUGCUAAAGGACUGCCUCAUCUGUUCCAGCAGGGUGGUGUCUUCUACAACAUUAUGAAGAAAAACAUGGGUGUGGUUGAUGGAAAACACUGCACAUUUCCGUACCUACCUAACAAGACAUUUGUUUACAAUGCGGCUGAAGACCGGCUAGAACUGUGUGUGGAUGCUGCUGGCCAUUUUCCUAUUGGUCCUGAGGUUGAAGACUUAGUUAAAGAGGCGCUGACUCAAGUGCGUUCAGAAGCAUCUUCUAGAAGCAGAGACUCUAGUCCUUCACAUGGGCUGAUGAAACUAGGCAGUGGUGGUGUAGUGAAGAAGAAGUCUGAGCAACAUCACAAUGUAACAGUCUUUCAAGGCAAAGGACACUCUCUAGGAACAGCCUCCACAAGUCCAGAACAUAACCAGAGAACCAGAGCUACAACCAAGACAAGCUCAACUGCCAAUAGCACUGCAACAUAUUCUGAUUCCUCAUCAUUUAUGUCUACAUCGAAGGAUAGUGAGCUUAUUAGAGUAGCUCCCGGAGUAGUCACUAUGAGAGAUGGUCGCCAACUUGACCCCAAUUUAAUUGAAGCGCAACGGAAAAAAUUGCAAGAAAUGGUUUCCUCCAUUCAGGCUUCGAUGGAUAAGCACUUACGGGAUCAAAAUGCAGAACCAUUGUCAGGAUCUGAUACUCCUCCAAAGAAGGGAGAAUGGCUUUCAUCAAAGCCCAUGGGCAGCCCUUCAAGGGCGAAUGUAGACACAACUAUGGCACCUGUAGCACCUGCCGGUAAUGUUGAGAGCUCUAUAGCAACAUCAUUAUCCGUUAGACCUAAAGUCCGGUCUGCAGGUUCUACAGAUGUUCCAGAAGAGAUGGACAGUCAGGACACAGAAGAAAUAGCCAACAUAGCUGAGCCUAUGGAUCAUUCAUGAUUAGUGAAAAGUUUCAAUCUCGAGGAACAUACAUAAAAAUAUAUAUAAAUAUGUAAUAAGAUGGCUGGGCCACAGUUUGAAAUAGUCCUUUAAAUAAUUCUUGUACAUUCAGAAGUCUAUUAAAUUCUUUUUCGCUGCAUGAAAAUGUGUGUAAUUUGGGGGAAUAAAAAGCUUUCCAUGGUUAUUUUAGCUUUUGGAUGAUUUAAAUAAUCGGUCACUGAUGGUCUGUGCAUUUUUUUUUUCAACAAUAUUGCUGCCUUUAAUGCUGAUGGGAAUGUCCACUGCUGACUAUACGCACAUGUCUGAAUGUGAUGGUGAGAGACUAGAAAAGAGAGGACUGCUGUUCUGUUGACUUGCCAUCACUUCACUAGGAGCAUCACUCAGGUAUGAGGAAUGACAUUCAUGCUUUCUGAUGGUGCUUUGAGUUUGUACUGAAAAAAAUAAUAAAUGUUGCCACCAUAUUAAUCUACAUCCAGUUGGACUAGAAUUUGAGCCCUGAGUUUAUCGGUAUGUGCUACAUUGCCUCUGUAACACCAGAUUCUGAAGACUUCCUUUUGUCUUACGUGUUUAGUAAUUAGAGCUUUAUUAUACCUGCGCAUAACUAGAGUUUUAUGUUAAAGAGUAAAAAUAAUCCUAAUCACACCUUCUUAAAAGCUUGAAUCGUAAUCCAGAGUGCCUCCAUUCGCUCAAGAGGGCCUUUAAAAAAAAAAAAAAAGUCAAAAGCUAGUGUUGAGCGAACGUGUGGCUUCAAGUUCGGCGUACAAGGUUCGGGUUAUCUAAAAAAUUCCGUUAUGAAUUCCGCUACCACUGACCAUAACUUGUGGUCCGUGGUAGCGGAAUCCAUAACGGAAUUUUUAGAUAACCCGAACCUUGUACGCCGAACUUGAAACCACACAUUUGCUCAAUACUAUCAAAAGCUUCUGCUGACCAAAGUGAAUGCGUUUAGCGAGGUCAUGGGACAUUACAAUUGUAGUAAAGUUUUGUAAAUGUUUUUUUUUUUUUGUAUUGUGCCAGGGAGUGUGUGGAAAGGUUUCUGGCCCCUUAAUUUAUGGUUGGUGGUUACUGUAGAGAUGGAAUAAAAAUAUAAAUUGUGGGCACAUGGGUCACUUAUUGAAGUGCUGGAUACUUACAUAAUUACAGCUGGUAGGUGGGACCUCACUGCACAUUUCCUUUUAGUCCGGAUGUAGCUCAUAGUUGAUGAAGCAGAUUGGUCAAAACAAAAAUAUACUUCCAAUUCUGAUCCGUGGCUUGAUUAGAUGUGGUGUUAGAGUCGUAGCUUUAAUAAGAGGUUCUAAAAUUCCUACUCGUCACAAUACAGCAUGGUUGACAAGCUACUUGUUCGCUUUGUUAAAGGGGCUAUCCCACAAAUAUUGUUUAUAGGUAUGUCUAGCCCAUAAUUAUAAGCCUGUUUUUUAUUCACACUUAUGCUUGUAUCCCUAGAUAUUUUAGGAGUAAUGUUAGCAUAGCGCCAUCUGCUGUUUCAUCAGCCCUUGUGUCCAUCUCAGUAAAUGCGCUGAGGUGGACACACAUGCUCAGUCUUUGCACUCUGUCAGGUGUUAGAGGGAUUCCUGCUUCUGAAGCUGCUGCGUCUUCUCUCCUUCUCAGGGCAGAUGUUGAGCAAGGACAAUUACAAUAACAGUGUCUUGGCAUCUGCUCUGAGAAGCAGAGAAGACAUUGCAGCCUCAGAAGCAGCCACACUACAGAUCCCUCACACACCGAAAUGUGCAGAGAUCAAAACUGGCAUGGUCAAAACAGCAGGUGGUGCUAUACUAACGUUAUCCCUAAAGAUCUGGUGAUAUAAGCUUUUUUUUUUUUUUUUAAGUGUGAACACAGAAAAUGUUAAUAAUUAUGGCCUGGAUUUAACUUUAAAUUAUUUUUUGUAUAAUAACUCCUUUGAGUGAGAUCAAAUUUCCCCCACCAAAAUAAAAGAAAUAAAAAAAAAAGGUGCAAAUGUUAUUAAAAAAAGAAACCGUACUCCUCUCUUCUUUCCCCUGGCGGUCCUCCCAGUUUUUGUUUACAGCCAGCAUGUGACCCUUCAGCCAGUUUGUGGUCGCAGUGGCCAUGUAAUCGUGUACUGGCAUCGCUGCUCAGCACUGUGCCAUGACGCCAGCUGGAGGCAAAAAGCGGAUCCAACAGGAAGGAGACAUGCUAAUAUUUCCUUUAUAUUUCUCCUUCCUGAUGAAUCCACUGCUAGCUUUUGCACUAAAGACGGCAUAAAAACUGCCACAAGACUGCAUGUAUGAUUCCAUUAUAUUCAUUUAUCACUUAGCAUGUUUCUAUAGUUAUUUGAGUACAAUUUCAUGCAAAAUUACGUUUAUGUACUUUGAAGCAAUUUUCUUAGGGGGAUUUAGAGAUGCACAGUGAAGUUCCAGUAUGUAAAAAAAAUCUCCACAAUUUGGCAUUAGAAUAUAUGAUAGUGGAAUUAUUUUCUGCUCUCUGGCAAGUUAUGUAGGGUUAGGCUAGUUUCACACUAGCGCUAAACUGUUCCGGCAGGCUGUUUUCCAGUAGAGGAACAGCUUGCCAGAGUUCAUCUUAUCUGGCAUAGCUGGGUACUACCCGACCCCGCCGGAGCUCUCGGCAUUAGUGCCGGGAUUGAGCCGGACAAAACACCACUAGAAGCAGUGUUUGUCCAGCGAAAUCUCGGCACUAAUGCCGGAAACAGGCCAGAUCCCUGGCGGCACCAUUAUAGUCAAUGGGGCUCCGGCAGUUUCCAGCUAUGCCGAAUGUGAUAAACUCUCGCAGGCUGUUCCUCAACAAUUUAGCGCUAGUGUGAAACUAGUUUUAGUUCUAGGCUUUGCUUUUGACAUGAGAAAUUCUAUAAAACUGUAGUUAAAGGGGUUGUCCCAGAUUUUGAUAUUGAUGAGCUAUCCUCAGGAUAUCAUCUGUUUGAAGAGGUCCUGGAAAACCCCUUUAUCGUUAAAAUAUCUGGUCCUCUAAGGGUCUGGCAAAUAAUAUAUAAAUGGAUAUCUAAAUGGACUUUUAUGACCUAUCAACCAGCUGUUUCCAUAGCUCUUAUUAAUGGAGUGUGACUGGAUUGGUGAGGGUCUCGACUGAAAAGGUUAUGGUGAGAAACCUCUUCUCGUCACUGUAGCAGAGGGGUGAUUGUCCUGCUCCGAUAUCCAUCUUCAGUAAUAUCCGUAACUGGUGAAGACCUCCAGUCAGCCAUAUUGUCAUCCGACCAUGUUGUCGGCAUGCACAACCAGACAGCAAUAAAACAAUUCUUUAUCCAUAUUGGGCCACGCUGCUCAGAAUUCACCGGAGGUGUUCCUCUUUAGUUUGGAUCCAUAUGCACCUUCAGAUAUAGGGACACAUUGGACGCUCUUUACUCCUUUGUAGAUUAACAAAGGGGUCGCACAAAUGGUGAAGCACCGUUAACCAGGGACAAUUGUAAAAAGUUUAUUAUACUCACAAACAUAGAUGAGUUUAAAACAUAUCAUAAAAGAUCUUUGUCCUCUUUAGUUCAUGCCCGACCCGGGUUUCUCUUGACGCUUCGGCAUCA
Molecule: messenger RNA, 7194 nt
Organism: Bufo bufo (common toad)
Lineage: Eukaryota; Metazoa; Chordata; Amphibia; Anura; Bufonidae
Gene: VCPIP1
Product: valosin containing protein interacting protein 1
Exons: 3
Coding region: 129-3695 (1188 amino acids)
Biological process (GO): protein K48-linked deubiquitination; protein ubiquitination; endoplasmic reticulum membrane fusion
Molecular function (GO): cysteine-type deubiquitinase activity
Source: RefSeq, a predicted model, not a curated record